CGAUGGGAAAUAAAUAACGCGUUAGAGAUGGUAUUUAAGCACUGGCUAGCGUGAGCUAGCUCGUUAGCAGUUAAAUGUCAACGAACAUUGAUAUAACUUCACAAAUCCGACAUUACUCAUGGAUUAAAUGAAGAGGAGAACUUUCAGGAUCUGAUGAAAUUUCUCCACAGCUAGAAGUUCAGCUCUUGACAUAACCUGCUUCUUGUCUGGACACACAUGGCCUGGAGUACGUUUUUAGCCAUGGAGAGCUCGACGCACACCAACACCCCGUGUCCCGAUCCGCUCAAACCGGGCUGUGGCGCCACCCUGCAGGUUCAUCUAUACUACUGCAGCCAGAGCACGAGCAGCACGCUCAGUUACACCCCUGGAGAUUACAUCGCAGAGGAGCUGUGCAUCAAGGCUGCCAGAGAGUGCGGUGUCAGUCCCAUGUACCUGAGUCUGUUCGCCCUGAUGAGAGAGAGUGACCGCAUGUGGUAUCCGCCUAAUCACAUCUUCAAAGUGGACGAGUUCAGUAAUGAGAAGCUCCUGUUCAGAAUAAGGUUUUAUUUCCCCGGGUGGUACGGUAGAGGAUCGAGCCACGCCCAUCGCUACGGCAUCACCAAGAGCUGCGAGACUCCAGUGUUUGAUGAUGUCACCACGGCAUACCUGUUCGCCCAGUGGAGGAGUGAUUUUGUGGACGGCUCUGUGAGUAUCCCCGUUACCCAUGAUGCUCAGGAGGAAUGUCUCGGCCUGGCCGUGCUGGACAUGAUGAGAAUCGCUAAAGAGAAAGGGUGCACGCCCAUCGAAAUUUACCAUGACAGCAGCUAUAAGAAUUUCCUGCCCAAGUCCAUCCGCACUCAUAUCCAACAGUACCACAUUGUGACGAGGAAGCGGAUCCGUUAUCGGUUCCGGCGGUUUGUGGAGCGUCUCCACCGCUGCAGAGUUCCGGUCAGCGAGCUCAUGCUGAAGUAUGUGGCCAGUUUAGAGGUUCUGCAGCCGGGGUUCUACACCGAACGCUUCCUCGUCUCACAGCCCAUUGUUGGCAUGGUAACCAUUGUCGUCAGCGGCAACCAUGGCAUCCAGUGGACCAAGGGGAAGGAUGCUGGAGAUGGACAGGAGCUGCAGGUGUACUGUGAUUUCCCUGAUGUUAUUGAUAUCAGCAUUAAGCAGGCAAGCAAAGACGGUUCUGUCGAGAGUCGCAUCGUCACCAUCAACAGACAGGACGGCCAGACACUGGAGUUGGAGUUCUCCUCUCUGUCCGAGGCAUUGUCCUUUGUCUCCCUGAUCGAUGGUUACUACAGACUCACCACGGAUGCUCAUCAUUACCUGUGCAAAGAAGUGGCUCCCCCUAGACUGCUGGAGGCCAUUCAGUGUAACUGCCACGGCCCCGUCUCGAUGGAUUUUGCCAUUAAUCGUCUCCGCCGCUGUAACAACGCUAAAGGCAUGUACAUCCUGCGCUGCAGUCCUAAAGACUACGACAAGUACUUCCUGUCCUUCGUGGUUGGGUAUGAUGGUAUGUUUGAGUAUAAGCACUGUCAGAUCGUGCGCAGUGCAGCAGGGGAGUUUGUACUGAGUGGAGCCAAGUGUGUGUUUAGCAGUCUGAGUGAGCUUCUUCACCGCUACCAGAAGGAGGCGCUGCGCUCUGAGGGUCACAUCUUCCAGUUCACCAAGUCCUGCCCUCCUAGGAACAAAGAGAAGACAAACUUGUUAAUCAGCAGGAGUGAUCAGGUUUCAGAUGUUCCAUUCUCUCCUUCUCCCCUCAAACAUACUCAAAUGGUCUUCCACAAAAUCCACAGAGAGGACCUGCAAAUGAUGGAAAGUUUAGGACAGGGGACGUUCACGCAGGUGUUCCGUGGAGUCAGGAGGGAGCUGGGAGAUUAUGGGGAGGUGCAUGAGAUGGACGUGGUGAUGAAGGUGCUGGACAAAAGCCACCACAAUUACACUGAGUCCUUCUUCGAAGCAGCCAGUAUGAUGAGUCAGAUUUCCCAUAAGCACUUGCUGCUGAAUUACGGGAUCUGUGUGUGCACAGAGGAGCACAUCAUGGUGCAGGAGUUUGUGCGCUUUGGCUCGCUGGACAUAUACCUGAGGAGGAACCGUAACUCCAUCAACAUAACCUGGAAGCUGGAGGUGGCCAAGCAGCUGGCCUGGGCCAUGCAUUACCUGGAGGAUAAGGACCUGAUCCAUGGGAACGUGUGUGCUAAAAACGUUCUGCUUGCUAGAGAGGAAGACAGAAAAUCACACACUCCACCUUUCAUCAAACUGAGUGACCCAGGAAUCAGCAUCUCAGUUCAGCCCAGAGAGAUUCUGAUUGAGCACAUCCCCUGGGUUCCUCCAGAGUGUGUGGAGGAUCACAGGAACCUGAGCCUAGCCACAGACAAGUGGAGUUUCGGCACCACGCUGUGGGAGAUUUACACUGGAGGAGAGAAACCACUCAGCUCCUAUGACUCCUCCAAGAAGCUGUUGUUCUAUGAGGACAGACAUCAGCUCACUGCACCCAAAUGGACAGAACUGGCCACUCUGAUUAACAGCUGUAUGGAUUACGAACCGUUCCAACGUCCAUCAUUUAGAUCCGUCAUCCGAGAUCUGAACAGCCUCUUUACCCCUGAUUACGAGCUGUUGGUAGAGAAUGAUGUUCUCCCUGGUAGGAACCGUGGGUUUGGGUUCUCUGGAACAUUUGACAGCCAGGAGCCGACUCAGUUUGAGGCGCGACACCUGAUCUUCCUGCAGCAGCUUGGAAAAGGGAAUUUUGGCAGUGUGGAGAAGUGUCGUUAUGACCCGUUGCAGGAUAACACCGGUGAGGUCGUAGCGGUGAAGAAGCUGCAGCACAGCACCGCCGAACACCUCCGUGACUUCGAGAGAGAAAUUGAGAUCCUCAAAUCACUACAGCAUGAGAACAUCGUCAAAUACAAAGGAGUGUGUUACACUGCAGGUCGUAAAAACCUGCGCUUGGUGAUGGAGUACCUUCCCUUCGGCAGUCUGAGGGAAUACCUCGCUAAAAACAAAGAGCGCUUUGAUCACAAGAAACUGCUACAUUACGCUUCACAGAUCUGCAAAGGGAUGGACUAUCUUGGUUCUAAGCGUUACAUCCACAGAGACUUGGCCACGCGGAACAUUCUGGUGGAAAGUGAAAUGCGUGUGAAGAUCGGAGACUUCGGACUGACCAAAGUUCUCCCUCAGGAUAAAGACUAUUACACAGUGAGGGAACCUGGAGAGAGCCCCAUCUUCUGGUAUGCUCCUGAGUCUCUGAUAGAGAGUAAGUUCUCAGUGGCGUCAGAUGUUUGGAGUUUUGGAGUCGUUCUGUAUGAACUGUUCACCUACAGUGACAAGAACUGCAGCCCUCCUGCUGUGUUUAUGGAGAGGAUGGGUGUUGAUAAACAGGGACAGAUGAUUGUUUAUCACCUGAUCAGUCUGCUUAAAGACAGCUACAGACUUCCUGCUCCUCAGGGCUGCCCUGUUGAGGUUCACUGUGUGAUGAAGGAAUGCUGGGCAGCUGAUCCACGUCAGAGGCCGCCGUUUAGGUCACUCGGUCGUACCGUUGACUCCAUCAGAGAGAGUAAAGAGGAAUGAACCUGCCUCAUCAUCCACCAGAGAGUGCCACUGAUAACAUCUCUCAGAGAGAGAGAGAGAGAGAGAGAGCGAGAGGGAGGAAGGAAGGAAUGCUGAGUGCACUUGAGUGUUAUUAGCAUAAAGCCUUUACUCCAUUGCACCUGUUUCAUCUCACAUAUAUUUGCAUUGUGUCUGUUACCUUCAGCAGUCGCUAUGGCAGCACACAGGUGGGGUUUUGGUGUAAAACAUUACAGAUGUUAAACAUUACAAGUGUUAAAGUGUGUAUACUUUAUACUCAGGGUGUGUGUUAGAGGUUUCAUUCAUCACAAACUAUUUCAUCAGUGUUCAUCUGCUGGAGUUUUAAUGGCAGCUUCGAAGAAUUUUCUUAUACUUUUUAAAAAUCUGAGCUUCACACUACACCAUUUUAAUUACACUCUAUAACAAGAAAGCAGAGUGUGUGUGUCGGUCUGAGAAGUGUCCAGAAGAUUUCAUCUCAUGUCACAUGAGACACACAUGAACUCGUUCUCUUUGAUGUGAAUCCUGGUUCUUUUCAGUGAGUCAAAUGAUUUGACUCAGUUCACCAAAAAGAAUCAACUCUUUCUAUGUUUUGUCUUUUGAUCAUUCUUCUCAUAUCUGAAUAUUUCCUCUAUACUAACCAACAUCUGAAGGAGUCGACUCGUUCAUGAGGGACACAUCAGCACUCGAUUCUGAAUCAAGAUUCUGCAGAGGUUCUGUAUGGAAAAAAAUGCAAAUAAUGAAUUGAAUUUGUAAAACAAUUUAUAACAUGGUGGUGAAAUUCUCAGAUUAUGUUUUAUACUAACACACACACUCAUAAAGUACAGCGAGACAAACAGGACUAAACUGCAUUUUCCUUCUGGGACUGAAACCUUCUGAUAAAGCAGUGGGUGUGUAGUUUUUUUACACGGCUGUGUGAAUAUAAAUGCUAUGCGUUGUGUUUUAUUGAUAUAUUUUUAUACGUUCAGAAAUCGCUUUCUCUUUUAUAUUUUGUAUUACAUGGUGUUAUUUUGUGUAACCUUCAGUCCUGUCGAAAUAAACCCAAAUAAUAAAUGUG
This is a messenger RNA of Hemibagrus wyckioides, 4597 nucleotides long. RefSeq names its product Janus kinase 2a (gene jak2a). The transcript has 24 exons. The record is from RefSeq and is a predicted model, not a curated record. Lineage: Eukaryota; Metazoa; Chordata; Actinopteri; Siluriformes; Bagridae. Gene Ontology annotation, molecular function: histone binding; non-membrane spanning protein tyrosine kinase activity; ATP binding. Gene Ontology annotation, biological process: peptidyl-tyrosine phosphorylation; cytokine-mediated signaling pathway; intracellular signal transduction. The coding region runs from base 217 to 3546 and encodes 1109 amino acids. Gene Ontology annotation, cellular component: cytoskeleton; membrane; cytosol.